UGGUGGAGGAGAAGAAGGAGGAGGCGGAGGGCGGAGAGCCGAGGGAGGGAGCGAGCUGCUGAGGAGAGAUUGUUUGGGAGCGUCACAGCGGGGCCUGCUGGCCUUUUCGGCUUUCGGCUCUGCGAGAAACGGCUCGGCCCGGCCAUGAGCUGCCGGGGGGCGCUGCCAAGCGAGCGGGGAGCUCGGCAGAGGAAGAGGAGACGAAAUGGCAUAGAGGAGGAUGUCCACAUCCCACAAACAAAACGCAGUAGCCAAAAUGCUGUUUUUCAUGACUCCUGGGAUACAGAGUCCUCCAGCAGCGAGAGCGGGAGCACCAGUAGUUGCAGCAGUAGCAGCAUCAGCAGCCCUGACAGAGCUAGUGGGCCGGAAAGCAGCCUACACCACAUAAUGCCAGGAUCAAGUCCUGUGACCCCUCCUCAGUCUUUCCAUGAGCAGUCUGCACUAUGCCAAGGUCCUUACUUCCACAUCAACCAGAUCCUGAAGGAGGCGCACUUCCAUAGCUUACACAGCAGGGGCCGUCCUCCCACAUGAUGAGCCUAGCAGUUCCCUGCCUUCUGUGAAGGGGGACGGCACUGUGUGAUGGGGAUAUUUCAACUUAAAAGUUUGUUAAAAUUGCACAAAAUGCCUGUUGCCUUUUCAGUCUGUAUUUGGAAUAACAGGUUAACAGGCAAUUGUUUACUUGUGGUUUGCUGCACUAUUGCAAUGCAAAAGGGGCUUUGGAGCAAUUUUUAUAGGAUUCUUUUGGGGGAGGGAUGGAGGGUGGAUAUCUUUUGACAUGUCAUGAUGGGUCUGAGAAUCCACUUCUGUAUAAUAGGAGUGCAUAAUAAGUCCAGUCUGACCUCUUAAUCUGUUCAUUAGUAACUGAUGCUUUAUGUAAAAUCCUUUCAAACAUUUGCGUUCAGUUUUAUAAGUCUUUUUUUAAUUUCAAUAAAUAGUGAAUAUGUUUUUAUGGUAAA
This is a messenger RNA of Podarcis muralis (Common wall lizard), 956 nucleotides long. RefSeq names its product VCP nuclear cofactor family member 1 (gene VCF1). The record is from RefSeq and is a predicted model, not a curated record. NCBI's taxonomy places the organism in Eukaryota, Metazoa, Chordata, Lepidosauria, Squamata, Lacertidae.